Molecule: messenger RNA, 1056 nt
Organism: Desarmillaria tabescens
Lineage: Eukaryota; Fungi; Basidiomycota; Agaricomycetes; Agaricales; Physalacriaceae
Exons: 5
Coding region: 101-808 (235 amino acids)
Biological process (GO): regulation of transcription by RNA polymerase II
Cellular component (GO): nucleus
Source: RefSeq, a predicted model, not a curated record
GAUUGUUGGAACAACAUUCCUUCCUCUGCACUGCCUUCCAAGGUUCACGCGCACGGAGCUACUUCUCAAUUUCAUUCUUCAUUAAAACAAAUUCCGCACCAUGAAAGGCUACGCAUACGCGAACUCUCCUCCGUCAUGGCCACAUCAUUCGGAACGCGAUGUCUCCACCCUUCCACCGUAUUUUCCCGUAGGCGAAAUAGGAGCGGCACCCUCGUCGUGGUCUCCGAAUUCUGCAGACCUACAGACUCCCGAUCUGGGAUUCUCCUCACCCGCGCUCUCAGACGAUUGCCAGAAUGUAUUUGAUCUCCAAUUUGGCCACUCGAUAAAUUCGGCUUCCACGGAAUCAAUCUCCCAAAAUAUGUCGUACUCUUCGCUACCGCAAGAUAGAUCAAGACAUCAAGGGAUCUCGUCUCAUUUUCCAAGUGGCUCACACGAGGUGAUCCAACAUGUUCCUCUCAAGAAGCCUGUCUCCUCUUCGUCCAGGGCAAAUGAUAGUGAUGACGCUGCUCAACGCAGAAGAUACCCCUGCCUUGUAGCUGGAUGCGGUCGUCGCUUCACGAGUCAAUACACCCUGAAGGUGCAUACAGAAGCUCACAAACCUAAACCGCGGGUGUCGUUCCCCUGUACCUUGGGAUGCAAUGAGUGGUUUUCGCGUCAGCACGAUCGACUUAGGCAUGAGGUCGCCAAGCAUAACAAGAUUUGCGAGUUCUCAUGCGAUGUUUGUGGGAGAUUCUUCUCAACCGCCAAGACGUUGGGCAAUCACAGAUGUCCUUUGGCGCAAGGGGAGACUCGAUGGGUACAUCACUAAAUUAUUUGUUUAUUUAGACGACUCGACUGGCAUAUUUCAACUUGAGAUGGCGACAGUAUAUUAACCUGUAUUCGUCAUAGUCAUGGAGAUUUUACACGCCUUGUAUGACCAUCUUGAAAUCACCUACUCUCUACGCUACAGUCAUUAUAUUCGCUCCUUGUACAGUAACUAUCUCUAUGCUAAGCACAACAACACGUCAUUCGUUUAUAAUAAACGAAUAAUUGCUGUCAGCGCCGCAAAUUUCGCUG